CAGUUAUCGUCCAAAGAAUUGAAGGGCCUAGCGGCACCCCACGUACCCCACAUAAAUUCUAAUAGCUGAACUCAAUCAAACUUGACUCGGUGUCCUCCUGAUUUCAUCACCACUCACCAAAAUAAAGGGGUUUAAAGAGUCAAUUAAGACCUAUAAAUGGUUUGAAAUGUCAAUUCGUACGACUUGAUGCUUGCGAAUAGCUUGGUUUACCACAGGCUUGUGGUGCACCCUUAACGUCGGGUCUCUUUUUUGGUUACAUCAUCUAAUCGUCAUGGCAACGGCUUCAUUACCAUAUCACGAGCCAGGGAUCGUAACUAUCCUCAUCCAUACGUCGUUCCUACUCCUCCUCAACCUGGGCAAUUUUGUACUUGACCAUACCCUUUACUGUGGUCUUCUUGGACAGAUAUUCCUAGGCAUCGCCUGGGGAACACCGGGUGCCAAAUGGCUAACCGUAGAGACCGAGGAAGUUGUCGUCCAAUUGGGCUACCUUGGCUUGUUACUUAUCGUAUAUGAAGGUGGCCUAUCAACCUCUUUGAAAGCUGUUAGGGCAAAUCUCUUGCUGUCUUCAUGCGUUGCUGUCACCGGUAUAUCCUUGCCCAUUGGACUCUCCUUCGCGCUCCUAAAACUAUGCGGCGCUACACCUCUCCAGUCCUUCGCAGCUGGUGCAGCAUUAUGCUCUACAAGUUUGGGGACGACAUUCACAGUUCUUGGUUCAACCGGCCUGAUACAAGCUAGACUUGGCGUAGUGCUCACGAGCGCAGCGAUGAUGGAUGAUGUUGUAGGUCUCGUCAUGGUCCAGGUCAUCUCCAAUCUAGGAUCAUCUGGGGCAUCCAUCAGCGCUGCUACCAUUGUUAGGCCGCUUCUGGUUUCAGUGGCAUUUGCAGUAUGCGCUCCUAUUGCCUGCGUGUUUAUUGCCAAACCAGUCACUCUCUGGCUAAAUGGUACACGCACAAAAAGUCCACUCGGACUUUUGAAUCGAUUUCUUAUGGAUGCUAGGAUCGCAUGGAUUAUUCACACAUUGAUAUUAUUGGGUUGUGUUACCGCGUCGACAUACGCGGGAACGUCUAAUCUCUUUGCCGCAUACAUCGCCGGCGCUGGAAUCAGUUGGUGGGACUCAGAGGUACCUCAUCCUAGAUUCAAUGCAGCGUCCACGGCAAUAUCUGCUACAAUACAAGGUCAGGACCAAAUUGCAGAAUCAUCAAUUUCGAAUGGAACAGAAACACCCGAAUAUCGCAACCAGGAUCCUGAAGAGUCUGACUCCUCUGGGCUUUGCAUAUUCGAGAAAUAUUACUCGCAACCGCUUCAUCGAAUUUUAAGGCCCUUCUUCUUUGCAUCCAUAGGAUUUUCAAUUCCAAUUACCGAAAUGUUCGACGGCACAAUUGUUUGGAAAGGGCUUGUGUAUACAGCCCUAAUGAUAAUUGGUAAGAUGACAUGCGGUGCUUGGCUACUUCGCAUAUCGGUCACUCCUGCCAUAUCUGCCAAGUUUGCAGCCGCAAUGAAGUUAUUGAAGCCCAAGAUAACUCAUCUAUGGACCCAAGUUCAUGAAAAGUCAACUUCGUCUCAUAACACGGCCCAUACCCGUCGAACACAACCCCCAAAUUCUUCACCAUCAGAUCAGGAAAGAAGUACACGGACGACAACCCAGGACUCUUCGGAUCGUACCUCGGUCAAGCCACGUUCAAUCUAUCCAGCCUCGAUUUUAGGCUGUGCGAUGACUGCUCGUGGAGAGAUAGGUUUCUUAAUCUCAUCGGUCGCGGAAAGUAACCAGAUAUUCUCUACAGCGCAGACUACCGCUGGGAAGAACUCGGAGAUUUUCUUAGUUGUCACUUGGGCUAUCAUGCUAUGUACAAUAUUAGGUCCUUUGGUAGUAGGACUUAUUGUGAGGCGAGUAGAGCAGUUACAACAGGGUGUUCAAAGACAAGGCAGAUCCGUACGAGGAGAUGUGCUUGGAGUUUGGGGUGUAUCCUGAUAUAAUAAUCAGGCCAUAUCGGCGCUUCCAGAGACAAGCGCAAUUACCGGAAAUAUAUUUGCUCUCCUGCCCAUAACAUUAUUCUUUCCAAGUUCUUUGCUGGGACACGCGUUUCCCCCAAGCAUAUAGUUAAGUAAGUUUUUCGGUCGCGUCAUUCAAGAUUUCAAGGUGGCUACGUCAUAGUCGAAAUUGAAGUCGGUACUGCCUUCUUUGCUCAACUUCUCCUUCCACUUCUGAGAGUAUUUCGGACGAACAUGAAGGAUCUAAACUUAAACCCCAACCUAAUCAGGGAGGAAGACA
Messenger RNA from Annulohypoxylon truncatum, 2269 nucleotides. RefSeq names its product Sodium/hydrogen exchanger. Gene Ontology annotation, biological process: proton transmembrane transport. Lineage: Eukaryota; Fungi; Ascomycota; Sordariomycetes; Xylariales; Hypoxylaceae. Gene Ontology annotation, molecular function: antiporter activity. The transcript is spliced from 3 exons. Gene Ontology annotation, cellular component: membrane. Bases 272 to 1969 code for a protein of 565 amino acids. The record is from RefSeq and is a predicted model, not a curated record.